GGGCCUGGCUCCGGUUUAAUCUCCGGCUCCGCCGGGAUUACGGCCGCAGGAUAGUUUCUAAUCCGCGGCACCGGCCACCGGGGGCUGCUCGCCCCAGCCCGCAGCAGAGGCGCCGCCGGAGAGAGGGCCAGAGCCCGAGGAGAGCCCGCAGUGAGCCCAGCCACCUCCCCGCCAUGGACGCCACGGACGUGCCCCUCCAGGCUGAGAUGGUGGAGCUGGUGCCCAACGGGAAGCACACGGCCGUGCUCACCGCCUCCACCGUCCCCUCGCUGGCGGGUGACAGGUUUGAGGAGAACCAGUCCGGCACGGCAGAGAUGGAGGAGUUCCUGCCCCAUGGCGCCGAGAAGAAGCAGACACACUUCACUGAUUUUGAAGGGAAGACGUCUUUUGGGAUGUCCGUCUUCAACCUGAGCAAUGCCAUCAUGGGCAGCGGCAUCCUGGGGCUGGCCUACGCCAUGGCCAACACCGGCAUCGUCCUCUUCCUCUUCCUCCUGACGGCAGUGGCCCUCCUCUCCAGCUACUCCAUCCACCUGCUGCUCAAGUCCUCAGGCAUCGUGGGCAUCCGCGCCUACGAGCAACUGGGCUACCGAGCCUUUGGCACGCCGGGCAAGCUGGCCGCGGCCAUCGCCAUCACGCUGCAAAACAUUGGAGCCAUGUCCAGCUACCUGUACAUCGUCAAAUCCGAAGUGCCUCUCGUCAUCCAGACCUUUCUCAACCUGGAGGAGAAGACAACGGACUGGUACAUGAACGGGAACUACCUGGUGAUCCUGGUGUCCGUCACCAUUAUCCUGCCCCUGGCCCUCAUGAAGCAGCUGGGCUACCUCGGCUAUGCCAGCGGCUUCUCCCUGAGCUGUAUGGGCUUCUUCCUCAUCUCGGUCAUCUACAAGAAGUUCCAGAUCCCCUGCCCGCUCCCUGAGCAGGAAGGGAACCUCACGGGCAGCCUCAACGCCACCCCUGUCAGCACCAGCGACUACCAGAACGGCUACACCGUCCUCCAGGCGCCUGACCAGGGCACCUGCACCCCCAGCUUCUUCACCCUGAACUCCCAGACGGCAUACACCAUCCCCAUCAUGGCCUUUGCCUUCGUCUGCCACCCCGAGGUCCUGCCCAUCUACACUGAGCUGAAGGACCCCUCCAAGAAGAAGAUGCAGUGCAUCUCCAACAUCUCCAUCAUGGUCAUGUACCUCAUGUACUUCUUGGCUGCCCUCUUUGGCUACCUCACAUUCUAUGGCCGGGUGGAGUCGGAGCUGCUGCACACAUACAACAAGGUGGACCCCUUCGAUGUGCUCAUCCUGUGCGUGCGGGUGGCCGUGCUGACGGCCGUCACCCUCACCGUCCCCAUCGUCCUCUUCCCGGUGCGCCGGGCCAUACAGCAGAUGCUGUUCCAAGGGAAGGACUUCAGCUGGAUCCGCCACGUCACCAUCGCCGUGGUCCUGCUGACCUUCAUCAACCUCUUGGUCAUCUUCGCCCCCUCCAUCCUCGGCAUCUUCGGCAUGAUCGGUGCCACCUCUGCUCCCUGCCUCAUCUUCAUCUUCCCCGCCAUCUUCUACAUCCGCAUCAUGCCCAAGGACAAGGAGCCGCUGCGCUCCACCCCCAAAAUCUUGGCUGCUUGCUUCGCCCUCCUCGGGGUGCUCUUCAUGAUCAUGAGCUUGAGCUUCAUCAUCAUCGACUGGGCCAUGGGUGGGGGGAAGAGCGGUGGCAGCCACUAGCCAGCACUGGGUGCCCACGCCAACCUCCCCCCCACCCACCGGUGCCCCAGGGAGAGCUGGCCCUGGGCUCAGUCCCCAUGCCACGGCCCCGCCAGGCUUCCCUGGGGACCUUCCGCCGUCGCUGCCCAUCACCCGCGGUGGUGGUGAGGGGGUAUGAGCCAUGGCAGGCGCGGGGACCCCCCCAGCCUGUGCCCAGGGUGGGGCAGUGAGCCUGGGGCAGGUGCUGUGCCCCACCCCUGCUCCAGAGGGUACCCUCCCUGCUCUGCGCCUCAGUUUCCCCGUCUGUAAAAUGGGGAGAAUAAUACUGCCCUACCUCACCGGGAGCUGGCUGUCAGGUGGAGCUCGUCUCUGCGCACCCAGAGCCGCCGGCAGCGGGCACUGCCAGGGGCGCAGGGCACUGCCCGCCGUGGGGGCUGAGGACUGGGGCACUUUCCUGACACACACCCCCCCCCCCAGACAGCAUUGAGAGUCCUGAUGAACAGUGUCCGUGGGGGGCUGGAGUCCAGCGGGGUGGUCGGACCUGCGGCAGCACCUGUGCCCAAGCCACCCCCCCGCCCCCUUCCCCUGCCAUCCCCCGGUCCCUGCAGAAAUGCCACCCCACUGGUCCCCACGGUACCCAGCCCACUGCUCUUGAGCCUGCUGGGGGAACAGUUGGCUCCCGGUGCCCACAGAUGGGACCCCAGUGACCCCCACCCAGGCCACGCUUGGGGACCGGCCGCAUCACUGUGGGGAGGUGGCGUGCCCGCCGGGGGCUUGCUGCCCGUGCUGCGGUUUGGCUGUCCGGAGCCUGGCCCCCCCUUCCGAGGGGCGUGGGGGGUGGGAAGGGGGGAUGCAGAGGCCUGGGGGCACCACUCACAGGGGGCCAGCUUGGGGCUGCAGAGCCACCCCUCUGUCUGCGUGCCCAGACGCCAGGGUGAUGGGCACCCCUGCAAUCCAAGCUGGCCCUGCUUGCCUUGCACCCAGGGCCAGCACCCAGGCCCCCACAGCCCUCUCCCACCUGUGCCGCUGGGAUGCCCCACGCCAUGCCAAAACCCGGAGAGCGGCUCUCCCACCCACUGCCUCCCUUUCCAGCAUGGGGGAGGGGGGCCAAACCAGGUGGGGGGGCUGUCCUGCGGUGAAGUACAUAAGAGACGUAUUUUUUUACCGGGGUGGUGGAGGCCAGGAUGCUUUUUAUAAAUACUGUAUAUAAGAGUAGAUCUUUUUUAACGUGUUGUGUUGCUCUGGGUAGCUCUGUAUGAUGUACAUAUCUAUAUGGGGUGGAGGCGGGGGGGGCUGCGACCUGGUGCCAGCGAGGGGCACCGCCGUGGACCCUCACCGUCGCCCCAGGGCUGCUGGCUGCAGCGUGGCCCUGCUGGCCCUGGCCCCAGCCCGGCUGCCCCGUGGCCACCCCUGUGCCGUGCCCGUGGCGGAGGGGGGGGCGAUGCUUUUAAAUUAUCCAUGGGGGCAAUGUCUGUGCCGGCGAGGAGGCCGGCUGGCGAAGCCUCUGGCUGUGAGAAUAAAGAUGUGAAUGUG
Messenger RNA from Tyto alba (common barn owl), 3221 nucleotides. It is a transcript of the gene SLC38A3, whose product is annotated as solute carrier family 38 member 3. The record is from RefSeq and is a predicted model, not a curated record. Bases 174 to 1709 code for a protein of 511 amino acids. Gene Ontology annotation, molecular function: L-asparagine transmembrane transporter activity; L-glutamine transmembrane transporter activity; L-histidine transmembrane transporter activity. Lineage: Eukaryota; Metazoa; Chordata; Aves; Strigiformes; Tytonidae. The transcript is spliced from 16 exons. Gene Ontology annotation, biological process: asparagine transport; histidine transport; L-glutamine transport.